AUGUCCCCACAAUAUGAUAUAGUUGCAGGAAAUGAUGAGGGAUUAUCUUUAAUCCUCGAAGAUACUUUAUCUAAACGACAAGAAAUUCCAUUCAUGGCCAUUGAGAAUGAAGGAUCAACAGAAAGGAUAAAUGGAAUGUACCGCUAUAUAUUACGUCUUUAUAGUCAUCUUAUUAAUAGCCAAAAGGCACUGUUAACUCUUAUAGACAUUCAAGUUUUCUUUGACAUUCUCGUACCAGAUGGAGAGACUCCAGAUGAAUGUGAAGAAAAGGUGAACAAAAUUCUCUCUGGCGUUGUAAAAUCAUUUAAAAUAAAGCACAUUAAAGCUUUCCCUUUUCGGGGUUAUCAUACUGAAAAAAAGUCAUAUUUACGAAUUUAUACGAAUGGUACUGGAGAGAGAAAGAAAGCCAUCCAAGCUAUCCAAGAAAAUAAUUUUGAAACUGCUUCAGAUGAUUUAUACUCAUUUCACCAAAAGGUAGCUCGAGAAAAUGGAAUCCAACUCUCUGAAUGGUCUACAAUAAACAAAUAUAUACGUAAGAAAGCUCUCUUACAAGAUUGCACUCUUAUCCUUACAUGGGAUAUAGAAACAUAUGCCUUACAAAUGGGAGAAUUUGCAGAAGUUUUUAAACAGAAAAACAAGCGAGCAUUUGCCCCUAACAUUCAAGUUGGAUUUAAUGAUUCUGAUUAUGAUUGGCGUUUUAUUAUGGAGAGAGCAUAUCAUCUCAAUAUACUUGAAUGGAUGUGGGAGCGAAUGACAGGAAAGUUCGAAACAAAGGAAGAAAUCCUAAAGUGGAAAUAUCGUGAAAAGAUAGGAGCGAAAUCUGAAAAUAAUUUCAUAAUAAAAGAAAAGAAAAAGGAUACAGAUGAAGAGGGGAUCAGAAUCUAUUCAGAGGCAAAAAAAGACCCCUCUCCUUUAACUGCAAGAAAAAUGCGAGAAGUAACUAAUUAUUGUAUUAUAGAUGCAUUACAUUGCCAAGAGCUUUUGGUAAAGCUAAGUCAAAUAAAUGAUUACAGAGAAGUCGCUUUCAUAGCUCAUAUAUCUUUCUUAAAAGUAUGUGAAAAUAUAGAAAAAGAAAAAUAUCCUGAUGCGUAUGUUUUUCUACCUGAAAAGGGGAUUGAAACGAGAAGACCUGUAACAGGAUUGGACUUUGCUUCAUUAUAUCUCAGUCUCAUCAUGGCUUAUAAUCUCUCUCCAGAUAAAUAA
Funneliformis geosporum is the source of this 1203-nucleotide messenger RNA. The record is from the annotation of a GenBank genome assembly. Lineage: Eukaryota; Fungi; Glomeromycota; Glomeromycetes; Glomerales; Glomeraceae.